This is a messenger RNA of Ilyonectria robusta, 673 nucleotides long. RefSeq lists its product as uncharacterized. The transcript has a single exon. The annotation marks the transcript as partial. The record is from RefSeq and is a predicted model, not a curated record. NCBI's taxonomy places the organism in Eukaryota, Fungi, Ascomycota, Sordariomycetes, Hypocreales, Nectriaceae.
AUGCAGAUGUUAAGAAAGUAGCCCCAAUUACACCAAUUUUCUUAACAAGUGCACCACAACAGCCACAAACCUGCGCUUCGCGCAGCCCAUAGCGGCGGCGAUGGCAUCUGCCACCACCCGCCCGCCUGAUGUCUCAGAUCCUUUCGACCUGGGAAUUCAUACCCCCGCCAAUCUCAAUCGAAGAGCCCGCACUGCCCUCCUGCAAAACAGCCCCGCUGUCGUGAAUGGACCUGUUGGUGUCCCGCCCGCCUUCGGGAGGACGGCCCAAACGCCGUCUUCACCACUUAAUGCCAUCUCUACUGCUGCGGCCACGGAAGGAGCCCAGCUCGCCCACCCUGAACCCUCCCCUGACCCUACCCCGACUAAUGAACAGCAACCAGUCUCUAUUUUUGAAGCAGCCACUAAGCUCGCGCGCGACCGUGUGGAGGAGUACAAUGCCAAGUUGAAGGUGUUUCAGGCCUUCUGCGCUAAAUUUGAAGAAGCAGCAAAACAAUUCACCACUGGACCCGAACGGGAAUUCGCUCAAAAGUUUGCCGACAGCUUCUUAGACGCCUGGAAUCAAGCACUCACCGACGCCAAAUCUGUUCCGGUACCGACCUAUAGCACGGUCGCGGCCUCGCCCCCGGCCGCAAACAAUGCCCCCGCCCACCAACCCCGACACCAUCAACAACAU